AUGAGGAGACGCUGUAAAGGCGGCGAAGCAGCUGCUCCUCGUCUGCGGAGUGACCCGUCUGGCACUGGAAAGUGGGUGCUGAAGGUGCGAGUGCCGCGCGCCGGCAGCGCUCGCUCGUCUUUACGGCAACACAGCACAGCACAGCACCCCACUGCAGGUAAUGAAACCCAGCAGGCAGUGCCGCGGUCCGCCGCCGCAAGCUGUCUCGGCUGGGCCGCCGCGCUGUUGACUCUGCAGAGCAGCCGCGCCGCGUCUGCAAAUAUUUUGUCCGCCGCAGCCUCGCUGGGCGGAGCGCCCGCCUACGAGAAGCAGCAGCUACUCAAUACCUACACCGGUCAGCUUAACUCGAGGUUCAGCCCCACUGCCGCAGAGGCUUCUUACGACGUCGAUCACUUCGAGUGGCCGCUAGCGCGGGCGGCGGAGGCGGGCGAGGCGGUGACUCUGACGCUGCUGCAGCACAGCCGCUACUUCGGCCGCGAGCGCGCGCUCGGCGCCUACAGCCUGCUGCUGCAGCAGGUGCUGCGCGACGGCCGCCUCGCGCUCUGCGACACCAUGCUCGACUCCAACAACAAGCCGCUGCCCACCCGCAUCUCGUUCGAAAUCGCGUACACGCCGCCAGGUGGCGCGGAAGUGGCAGGAGACGCAGUAUUCGACGCGCUAGACGACGACCAGCAGAUGCUAAUCGACAUCGAGCAGAACAUCGCCAACCUGGAGCGCAACCUUCAGCUGGUCGGCCGGCGCGGCUCCUGGCAGUCAGACGACGGCGGCGGGGGCGGCGGAGGCGGUGGGGCCGGCUGCGGAGGCGGCAGGGGCGCGCGCGCCAUGCGCGUGCUGCGCCGCGGCACCUCGCUCACCAGCCCCACGGCCGCAGCACCCGACAAGUCCCCGGCGCCAGAGCGCAAGAGGAGCUCGACGCUGAAGAGCGUGCGCAGCCUGAUGCGGCUGGGCAAGCAGCGGCCGUCGCGGCACGACUCUGACGGCGAGGAGGGCGGCGAGGCGCGCCAGCGGCUGCUGUCGGGCGGCGACUCUGCGGGCGACGCGCGCUCCCUGGGCGGCCUGUCGCGGUCGCGCUCGCGGCCCGGCAGCCAGACCUCGCUGUCCUCGGGGCCCGCAGAUGCAGACGCCGACGCGCCCACCAGCCCCGCCGGUGCGGCCAGGUCCCGGCCUCGGACGCCGCUGGUCAGCGCGUCGCCGCACGCGGCCGCGCUCAAGGCGCAGGACUUCCAGCUGUGCGUCACCGUCAUAGAGGCCCGCCAGCUCGCCGGCCUCAACAUGGACCCCGUCGUCUGCGUGCAGGUCGGCGACCAGCGCAAGUACACCAGCGUCAAGGAAUCCACCAACUGCCCCUACUACAAUGAGUAUUUUGUGUUCGACUUCCACAUGCCUCCAAUCAUGCUCUUCGAUAAAAUCAUAACACUUUCAGUUCUACAAUCAAGGAACAUUCUCAGAUCCAACAAAAUGUUGGGAAGCUUUAAGUUAGAUGUGGCGACCGUAUGGGCACAGCCAGAUCAUCAGUUCUACCACAAGUGGGCGCUGUUGACUGACCCCGAUGACAUUGCUGGCGGGCCUAAAGGAUAUCUAAAAUGUGAUAUUGCUGUCAUCGGCAAGGGUGACAGCAUCAAGGUUCCACCGAAGAGUGAGAAAGACGAAGAUGACAUUGAAGCGAAUCUUCUGUUACCAGACGGGGUACCAGUUGAAAGACAAAGAGCACGCUUCAUAGUACGGAUCUACAGGGCGGACGGCCUUCCGAAGAUGAACUCAUCUAUUGUGGCUAAUGUCAAGAAGGCGUUCACAGGAGAAUUCAAGGACUUGGUGGAUCCGUAUGUCCAAGUGUCAUUCGCAGGCCUGACUGGAAAAACAAGCGUAAAAAAGCACAGCUACGCGCCUGUGUGGAACGAGCAGAUAGUCUUCACAGAAAUGUUUCCACCACUGUGCCAGAGGAUAAAGAUUCAGCUCCGAGAUAAUGAUCCAGUAAACAACACUGUGAUUGGAACACACUUUAUUGACCUGAAGACCAUCUCCAAUGAUGGAGAGAAGGGUUUCCUUCCAACAUUUGGACCAACAUUCAUCCAUUUAUAUGGCUCGACAAGAGAUUACAGUCUCAUAGACGAACAUUCAAAUCUAAAUUCAGGCCUAGGAGAAGGGGUGUCAUACCGUGCGCGAUUGCUGGUAGCCAUACGCACAGAAAUCACAGACACUAUCGAUCUCGCCCCUUCUGAGGUAGAAGUCGAACCAACGUUCCCCAUUAAUGAAUCAUCAUAUGCAAAAAAUGAAGAAUUUUUUCUGUUUGCGACAAUCCUGGAAGCGACAAUGAUCGACAAAAAAUUGGGAGACAAACCAGUAUAUUUUGAACUUAGCAUUGGAAACGCAGGUAACUCAAUUGACGGUCACAAUGAAACGGCGAAAGAUUUCGCUGACUCCGACAGCGAUGACAAUUUAGAAGUGGUAACAUCAGAACUACCUUCCUGGCAGAGCACCACGCCGCCAGCCAAACCAAUGACCCAUGACCGCAUCUAUUACUUCCUCCCAUACUGGGACGACAAACCAUGUAUGCAUGUGUACUCGAUAUGGCCGGACCACAGAAGGCGAAUGUACAACUCGAAUAUCAUUGCAAAAAUUAUUGACAAACUGGAAGAAGGCCUGUCCGAGGUGCAGCUGCUGACGGAGCAGGAGGACGGCGCGGCAGAGCGGCGGCUGCGCGCCGUGCUGGAGGAGCUGUCGGCCGCGUGCGCCAGAUACGUGUCCAUCGCGCGCAGCAACAGCGCCACCGCCGGCAUGGGCAAGACCAAGCUCGACAAGGAGCGCAUCAAGCUCUGCCAGCGAGACGUCGAACACAUAGGUGUCAUGUCAAGGAAUCUCAAGGCCUUGGUCACAAAAAACUCCCUUAAGGAAAGAUACAAAACUGCUCACACAUAUUUACAGAAGCUCAAGUUCCUUGUGGAAGAUCCGCAGCAUUCAAUGCCUGAUAUUUUCGUAUGGAUUAUUAGUGGAGGCAAGAGGAUUGCGUACCAAAGGAUUCAGUCACGAAACUUGAUCCAUUCCAUCGUCGAUGAAGAAUGUGGACGCGACUGCGGCAAAGUUCAAACACUUUUUCUCAGGCUCCCUGGAAAGAAGGGUGUUGGUCCUAGUGGAUGGGCUAUUCAAUCAAAAUUGCAAAUGUAUAUGUGGUUGGGAAUUCUUAAGCACAAGAAAAAUUGUUUCAAUGGGCUUCCAAAAGGCUAUGAAAUAUCACAUGAAAUUCGAAAUGCUGAGAGACCAAGAGCACUCCCACCGUCUGUCAUACAUUAUUUAGAGAAAUAUUCCUUCCAACUUCGGGCACAUAUGUAUCAAGCUCGCUCUUUAAUUGGAUCAGAUGCAUCUGGACUGUCAGACCCAUUUGCAAGAGUAGUGAUUGGAGAAUACUGUAAAGUGACUCAAGUUAUUGAUGAAACUCUCAGUCCAACAUGGGAUGAGCUUCUUGUCUUUAAUGAAAUAUUAGUAUUUGGUACAAAAGAAGAGAUAAAAAAUGAUCCACCUUCUAUCAUUAUUGAGAUAUUUGACCAGGAUAAAGUGGGAAAAUCUGAAUUUAUUGGAAGAACUGUUGCUAGACCACAUGUGAAACUUGUGGAUGAACCUUACUCUAAGCCUAAUUUCCCACCCUCAUUGGAAUGGUAUGAACUAAUGAGAGGCCCUGAUCAUGCUGGCGAGCUAUUAGCAACAUUUGAGUUACUAGAGCUGGGAAAUAUGACUGACCCAUCUGUACUGCCACAACUCCCUGAACCCAAAGAAGCAACAGAGAUUCUAGGAGACUCAGACACAGGUCCCAUGUUACCUGUGCCCAGAGGAAUACGUCCUACACUCGCAAAAUACAGGAUUGAAGUGCUCUUUUGGGGACUAAGAGAUUUGAAACGAGUUCAUCUCAUGACUGUGGAUAAACCAAGGGUGGAUAUUGAAUGUGCUGGACACAUUCUCUACUCUUCUGUAAUACAAAAUGCAAGAAAGAAUCCAAAUUUCAGUACUCCUGUCAAAUUUCUUGAACUGGAACUACCAGAGCAAGAACUCUACCGUCCACCCCUAACAAUCCGUGCAGUAGACUGCAGAAGUUUUGGACGGUACACUCUAGUUGGCACUCACAUGAUUAACUCCAUACAUAAAUACAUGUACGUGCCAAUGACAAAGCGUGAGAGAGAAGCAGAGGAGCGUAAAAAAUCACUGCAACAACUGCAGAACAUGGAUCCAAACAGCUCAGGUCAACAAGGAGGAAACAACCUUGUCAUUAUUGACAAUGACAAUAAGGAAAACAGUCCACUUCUGCCAAAAGAUAUGCCUAUCAUUUUAGAUUAUGGUACAGGCCAUAUACCAUCAAAAAAGGACCUGAAAACAGAGGCAAACAGAAAAAGAAAACAAAGUAUUGAUGAAGCAGAUAAUGAUGAAAGCAAUCGUGACUGGUGGACCAAGUAUUUUGCCUCUGUGGAAGCCAUGAUAGAGGAAAGUAAAGAACAUCGUAAAGAGGUUGCACAGAUGCACAGUCAGCAAAAUGGAUCUUUGCCAAUAUACUUUGAGGAAAAUAGUGGGUUUCAGCCAUCUAAUAGAGAUAUUUCAUGGACUGGCAGUGAUAGAAGCACUGAAAAAAAGAAACACACAUUGAAAGGAACAUCAACAGCUGCAAAAUUUGUGGCUCGUCUCAGCCCUAAAAGUAUGAGAAGGAGAAGUGAGCUUCAAACUGCAAUAAUGAAGAUCUAUCCAAAUGAACUUGAAAUGCAGCCAGAGUACAAUGGUUUUAAAGAAUGGCUUCUCACAUUUGACCUGUACAGAGGAAAAAAAACUGGUGAUGACACAGAAGAUGAAAGCCGCGUUGUUGGAACAUUCAAAGGAGCUAUCAAAGUUUACAAGUGGCCAUUGCCAAAAGACAUUGAAGAUCAUACAAUAAUGGGGUUUGAUCCACAGUAUGGAUUUUUCCAAGGUCUUCCAUCAAAUGACCCAAUACAUGUACUUGUCCGUGUUUACAUUGUGAAAGCUACAGAUCUUCAUCCAAUGGACCUAAAUGGGAAAGCAGAUCCAUACAUUGUUCUUCAGCUUGGGAAUAAGAGAAUUAGUGAUAAGGAAAACUACAUAUCCAAACAGCUGAACCCUGUUUUUGGGAAAUGUUUUGAAUUUGAAGCAACUUUUCCCCAAGACUCAAUGCUGACAAUUCAGAUAUUUGAUUGGGACCUGGUUGGCUCAGAUGAUUUAAUUGGAGAGACAAGGAUUGACCUAGAAAACAGAUUUUAUAGCAGACAUAGAGCAACAUGUGGCAUUGCUCAAAAAUAUGAGGAGUAUGGUUACAAUCAGUGGAGGGAUCCAAUGAAACCAACACAAAUAUUAGCCAAACUGUGUAAGGAUGGCAAAAUUGAUAGCCCUUCAUACAGUCCAGGAAAAGUCAAGGUGGGACGGCAAGUUUUCUGCCUUCAGUCUGAAGAUCCAGAUGUUAAUAUGAGCACAAGAGGAAUGGAAGAACAUAUGGCAUUGGCAGUGUUACAUAGAUGGCAUGAGUUUCCUCGUAUUGGUUGUCAGCUGGUACCAGAACACAUUGAAACCAGGCCUUUGUAUCAUGUGGACAAGCCUGGUAUAGAACAGGGGAAAUUGGAGAUGUGGGUGGAUAUGUUCCCAAUGGAUAUGCCUCUCCCAGGUCCAUCACUUGACAUUUCACCUCGGAAACCUAAAUCAUAUGAACUUCGCAUUAUCAUCUGGAACACUGAUGAUGUUGUGCUUGAAGAUGAUGCUUUCUUCACUGGAGAGAAGAUGUCUGACAUCUAUGUUAAAGGGUGGCUGAAAGGACAAGAAGACUGUCAGUGCACAGACAUUCAUUAUCGAUCUCUCACUGGUGAAGGAAAUUUCAACUGGAGAUUUAUAUAUCCAUUUGACUAUCUGGUAGCUGAAGAAAAAAUUGUUAUUUCUAGGAAGGAGUCAUUGUUCUCCUGGGAUGAAACAGAAUGCAAAAUACCAGCAAGAUUAGAACUUCAAGUUUGGGAUGCUGACCAUUUCUCAGCUGAUGAUUUCCUAGGUGCAAUUACACUUGAUUUAAAUCGAUUCCCACGAGGAGCCAAAUCUUCAAAGCUAUGUACACUGGACAUGUUGAAAACAGAUGGUUCUGUUCCUAUGGUCAACAUUUUCAAGCAGAAGAGAGUAAAAGGCUGGUGGCCUUUUUAUGUUAAGAAAGAAAAUGAAGAAAUGGAAUUAACGGGAAAGGUGGAGGCUGAAAUCCAUUUGCUCACAAAAGAAGAAGCAGAGAAAAAUCCAGCUGGUCUGGGAAGAAAUGAACCAGAUCCUUUGGACAAACCUAACCGACCAGAUGCCUCUUUUAUGUGGUUCCUCAAUCCAUUAAAAUCCAUACGUUACAUCGUAUGGCACAAUUACAAGUGGGCAAUACUGAAGAUACUGGUAAUACUUGCUUUAGCAGUAGUAUUACUACUGUUCUUUUAUUCUGUCCCUGGCUACACAGUCAAAAAGAUGUUAGGGGCAUAA
This is a messenger RNA of Schistocerca serialis cubense, 6483 nucleotides long. Its product is annotated as otoferlin-like. Gene Ontology annotation, biological process: plasma membrane organization. The record is from RefSeq and is a predicted model, not a curated record. Lineage: Eukaryota; Metazoa; Arthropoda; Insecta; Orthoptera; Acrididae. The transcript is spliced from 36 exons. Gene Ontology annotation, cellular component: membrane. Bases 1 to 6483 code for a protein of 2160 amino acids.